UAUAUCGUUUCUGUUGUCGGUUGCGCAUCAUUAGCAUAUUUUAAAAGUAUUCACCAUGGAGAAUCAUCUACGCAGCAACCUUCAAACUCUCGGCCUAGGGCAAUACAUCGACGUGCUGCAGCAAAACGGAUUUGUUGACUGGGGUACUUUGUCGAAGGCUAGAGAAGAAGACCUUGGUCGUCUUGGGUUUAAGCUUGGCCAUCGCCGUCGACUCCAGAGGGAGCUAGCGAGUAAUGCAUUGGGAUGUCGAUGCGGGGUAACUGCGCCAAGACGAGCUGUAUAUGCUCAGAAUUUACGGCACCCUUAACAGUCGACUCAUCGCUUACAUCCAGUCAACCGACGCGCUCUAAAGCCUGAAGACCACAUGCUACCACAUUCCCAGUAGCGGGCAACGGAUCCCGGACCCCU
This is a messenger RNA of Trematosphaeria pertusa, 408 nucleotides long. RefSeq lists its product as uncharacterized. Lineage: Eukaryota; Fungi; Ascomycota; Dothideomycetes; Pleosporales; Trematosphaeriaceae. The coding region runs from base 56 to 307 and encodes 83 amino acids. Gene Ontology annotation, molecular function: protein binding. The record is from RefSeq and is a predicted model, not a curated record. The transcript has 3 exons.